This is a messenger RNA of Agrilus planipennis (emerald ash borer), 1876 nucleotides long. It is a transcript of the gene Sec61alpha, whose product is annotated as protein transport protein Sec61 subunit alpha. Gene Ontology annotation, biological process: post-translational protein targeting to membrane, translocation; SRP-dependent cotranslational protein targeting to membrane, translocation. Gene Ontology annotation, cellular component: Sec61 translocon complex; membrane. The transcript is spliced from 5 exons. Bases 175 to 1605 code for a protein of 476 amino acids. The record is from RefSeq and is a predicted model, not a curated record. NCBI's taxonomy places the organism in Eukaryota, Metazoa, Arthropoda, Insecta, Coleoptera, Buprestidae. Gene Ontology annotation, molecular function: signal sequence receptor activity; ribosome binding; transmembrane protein transporter activity.
CAUCACUGUUCACGUGACCAAUUUUCGUCUACGUGUUCAAUGUGAAUGCCAAAAAGUAGAAAGUACCGUAAACUUUUUGUAGGGAGUGUGUAACGUGUUAUUUGUGUUUCGGUGUUCAUGAAUUAAAGAACACUCAUUUUUUCAAAUCCUGUGUAUUAGUGUAUCCCUUUAAGUAUGGGGAUUAAAUUUUUGGAAGUUGUUAAACCCUUCUGCAGUAUUCUGCCAGAAAUUGCAAAACCAGAACGAAAGAUUCAAUUUCGAGAAAAAGUACUAUGGACUGCAAUUACCUUAUUUAUCUUCUUAGUCUGUUGUCAAAUACCAUUAUUUGGCAUUAUGAGUUCAGACUCAGCUGAUCCAUUUUACUGGAUUCGUGUAAUCUUGGCUUCUAACAGAGGUACAUUGAUGGAACUGGGAAUUUCACCAAUUGUUACUUCAGGACUUAUAAUGCAAUUAUUGGCAGGGGCAAAAAUUAUAGAAGUUGGUGAUACUCCUAAAGACAGAGCCUUAUUCAAUGGAGCACAGAAAUUGUUUGGAAUGGUAAUAACUGUUGGACAAGCCAUCGUAUACGUGAUGACGGGAAUGUAUGGAGAUCCAGCUGAAAUAGGAGCAGGAGUUUGUCUUUUAAUUAUUAUUCAACUUUUCGUUGCCGGCUUGAUUGUACUUUUACUUGAUGAGCUUUUACAGAAAGGAUAUGGUCUUGGUUCUGGUAUUUCUCUUUUUAUUGCCACGAACAUUUGUGAAACAAUUAUUUGGAAAGCAUUCUCGCCAACGACGGUUAAUACUGGUAGAGGCACGGAAUUCGAGGGUGCAGUUAUUGCAUUAUUCCACCUGUUGACCACCAGACAAGAUAAAGUCCGAGCCCUCCGCGAAGCAUUCUAUCGUCAAAAUCUUCCUAAUUUAAUGAACUUACUCGCCACUGUUCUUGUUUUUGCAAUUGUAAUAUACUUUCAAGGGUUCAGAGUCGAUUUGCCUAUUAAAAGUGCAAGGUACCGAGGACAGUACUCAAGUUAUCCCAUCAAACUCUUUUACACUUCUAACAUCCCAAUAAUAUUGCAGUCUGCCCUUGUUUCAAAUUUAUAUGUUAUCUCUCAAAUGUUGGCUGUUAAAUUUCAAGGCAAUUUUUUGGUUAAUUUCUUGGGGGUUUGGGCAGAUGUUGGGGGUGGUGGACCAGCACGUUCUUACCCUAUAGGAGGCUUGUGUUAUUAUUUAAGCCCCCCUGAAAGUGUUGGCCAUAUUCUUGAGGACCCCGUUCAUGCUGUACUCUACAUAAUUUUCAUGUUAGGAUCCUGUGCAUUUUUUUCGAAAACGUGGAUCGAAGUGUCCGGAAGUUCAGCUAAAGACGUUGCUAAACAACUCAAAGAGCAACAGAUGGUUAUGAGAGGACACAGAGAUAAUUCGAUGAUUCAUGAAUUGAACAGGUACAUUCCAACUGCUGCAGCAUUUGGCGGUCUCUGUAUCGGAGCCCUGUCAGUUUUGGCAGACUUUUUGGGGGCUAUUGGUUCUGGUACUGGUAUCUUAUUGGCUGUCACUAUUAUCUAUCAAUAUUUUGAGAUAUUUGUCAAGGAACAAAGUGAAAUGGGCGGCAUGAGUGCGUUGCUGUUUUAAGUGAACGCGUUAUUGUUGGACACUUCGAGCCUUUUCUCGAAAAAUCGCGGAAUAUUGUAUUUCUUGUGAUUGAUCUCCCGCGAGAUCGUUUCCCGUGACUUUACAGAAAUAAGUUCGUUAAUUGUAACGUGUUGUAGCGAAUUUAGGAUAGUAAUAAAGUUUUUUAUAUAGAAAUUAUUUAAAAUUCGCAUCCACUCACACUAUAAUUUAAGUAAAUGUUACGUAAUUGAUACUGUCUUGUUUAUUUAAAUGAAUAUAUUUUCAUAAAGAA